Molecule: messenger RNA, 2706 nt
Organism: Varroa destructor (honeybee mite)
Lineage: Eukaryota; Metazoa; Arthropoda; Arachnida; Mesostigmata; Varroidae
Source: RefSeq, a predicted model, not a curated record
ACAGCGUUUGAACUGUGUAUGUCGCCCGACCUAGUUGUACUCAGCUCUAUACGAUUUCAUGCUACGUCUAUUGCGUGGGCAGUUCUAUUGCGAACGAGGAUGAGCACUGGGCGAGGGGCGCAGAGAAGUAGAGGGAAAGAGAGAUGAUGGCUGUACUUUCGUUCCGUCGUGAGUGUUCAGUUUGGGUACAUGCUCCGUCAUCCACCCCCCUAGGGUGUCGCUACCUUAACGUAUAACCUACACACACGUUCAACAUUUCGGUCACUGCUGGGUUGCAUCUGUGAUAUUGCGCGCAGAGCUUCUGUCACGAUGAAAGUUUCACAUACAUUCGACAUAACUCUCUCCAGAUUCUACAUUCCAACGUUUACAUACAACUCGAACGAUGUACACUUCUUUGGAGCGCAUAUUGUCUCCCCUCUCCCGCUAGCCUUUCUCAAAUGAUGACCCUUUCGCGAGUCCCUUUCCCUUCUGUACAGGGAAAGGGAAAACGUACGAUUUUCUCUAGGCCUGUACGCUACAAGUGUUUUUCGGUAAAACAGAGUAGACGCGUCAGCAAGCUGUGCGCCGAAACUUGUCGUGAAAGUUCGUUUUUUUGUCACAAGAGAAGUGGUAUUGAACCAACUAGACCACACAGAAUAUCUAUAAGACAUUGAAACUUUGUUUAUUCCAGCUAUCCUUAGAGGGGAUUGCUCUAAUAUUAGAGUGUUUCCACUAGAAAAAGUUCCCCAACAUAAUUCACUGCAUUACACUGAGCUUAUUCUGUGAGCUUCAGUUAUGAGUUAAGAUUUUAGUAGCCGUCGUGCUGCACGAGGGAAGUUAUAAGAGGCAUUGCAGUUGACAAGUCGGAGAAGGCCAGCCUACAUUAGCUUCAAUUUGGUAGAGAGGUCCCAAUGCGGAGCAGUUCAACACCACCUAUCUAAGUGCUAUUGUAAUAGUGACCAGCAAUAUCAGCAAGGACUGAUCUAAGCAAGGCACGAGUCAAUUAGUGUGUCCUGGCGGGAUUUACCGGUACAAUGAAGAUCGCUGUAUAGCUGUAUCGAAAUAGUGGUCUAGGCGGUAGAUCGUAAAUAUCACCGGAGUGAAACAUUGUGUGCUAGCGUUAGCCGAACAACGGUAACGUUCCAAUACACAAGUGAAUGACGCGCGUUUUUUUUUAAUCUGCUAUAGUAAAGCUCUAUUUGAAAAAAUAGUUAAACAAAAAAAAAUUGAGGAUCUGAUCAGAGCUCAAAGUCAAGCGUUCGUCAAACGUUGUAAGUAUGUCGAUAACGGUUGGAGAAAAAGCAGCGAAUUUUAGUAACCGCUCAAGGACUCAACAGCCGGUUGGAAGCGUCCCUCCAAAUGCAUGGCAAAUCCGCGUCGGCCCGUCAAAAUGCCUUACAUGCAAAGCGUGCGAGACCCUUACAAAAUGUUCCAAUGCUCGUAGGCGGUGGGUCAUCUGCUUAAUGGUUGGUUCCAUGAGUCUUUUAAUCCUCUUUAUCAUACUGGGUACAUAUCGUACACGUAUGGUGAAUCCGACACCUAGGAACACCACUGGCGCUGAUUUAUAUACAGGUUUAGCACCGACAAGUCUACCUGACAAUGAUUCCACAACACAGGCAACUGUACAUCCGGCCACCGGUUCGGCCUCAAUUGACAUGUCUACAAACGCGAUAACAACGGAAUCUCCUAACGAGCAGCUAUCAGGAACGAAGCAAACAUCGCAAGCAUCUAGUUCCGCAAGAAACGAUAACUCGACUCUGUCAUCUGGGAUGUUUUCUGAGCCAGCACCUUUUUCAACGACGAAGAUGGAAGUAGAUACCUUUGAUACCAGUACCUCCAGCGAAGUCGAUCCCGCGACCACCACAGUUGUAGCAGCAGCAGCAGCAGCAGCAGCUUCAACUCAGAAUGCCGAAGGCUCUGUGCUAAAUGAAACCGGGUCUUCUGAUCUUGUAAAGGAGACUAGCAGCGGUUCUGAAAGCGAGUCAUCGGGCUCCACGGAAAGUGCCGUAGCGGGCUUCACCACAAGUUCAAAUACGGCUUUCACGUCAAUAGCAUCGGACGAACCAGUGCUGAUGGUCUCUAUUGCAAGUACUCUGUCUUCACCGCCGUCUUCUGCUAGCAACACAAUUGAUGGUUAGAUGGCAGGCCCUGCAAGGUGAGACCCAGGGCAAACAUGAUGGCAUGCACGUUCGCAUAAUUUCUAUAGAAAAGCACUACUUAUAGUGCAGAUGGCAUAGAAGGGUGUUUUGACAGAUGUAAGGGAUUCAUACAAAGUGUGUUAUUAACUAGGUGUAUAAACCCCUUCCAUACUGAGGUACGCGGGUCACUGGUGAAUCCUGCUUGUUAGGACUGACACUCAAUGCACCAGAUCUGAUUGAGAGACUGAUAUCUAGAUCACAGUAAUUCGUGCGAUCUGUCCAACUUCACCCAGCUUAGCUUGACUUUUUUAGAUUUCUAAAAGGUCGUUUCACCAAGAGGACAUGGAACUAGCGUAAAAAAAUUCAAACCACGAGUUCGCUGCGCCAUAAGCAUAGAGUUCUUACAAGAUUAUCAAGUUAUUUAGGUCAUAUGCUGUAUAUUAUGUCUGCGCAUUUUGGAUCAUGUCUCCGCUUGUGCACUUUGACGAACUGAUGGUGAUGGAAUCUGUGGCCAGCACUCAACCUAGUAGGGUCAUAUUAUUCUUUUUUACUAUCAUCUCUUUUCCUUUUAUCAUCAUCCAUAUUUAAA